This is a messenger RNA of Chiloscyllium plagiosum (whitespotted bambooshark), 676 nucleotides long. Lineage: Eukaryota; Metazoa; Chordata; Chondrichthyes; Orectolobiformes; Hemiscylliidae. The record is from RefSeq and is a predicted model, not a curated record.
UCGCGCUAACUACGAGCCCGGGUCCCGGGUUUCGGGUUUGUUUCCGGGUCAGGGGUGACGGCGCCAUAUUGUCGGGCUCGGAGCGAGCGAGCGGCUGGGAUCGGGAGAUUUUGAACAUUUGCAGCUCAAAAGUCAAUGAUGUGGGACCAAGGUGGUCAGCCUUGGCAGCAGUGGCCUUUAAGCCAGCAACAGUGGAUGCAGUCGUUUCAGCAGCAACAAGAUCCAAGUCAAAUUGAUUGGGCGGCAUUAGCACAGGCAUGGAUUGCACAAAGAGAGGCCUCGGAGGAAUCCGUAGCAGCACAACAGCCAGUUAUAAUACCCAAUGGACAGGCAGUACAUAACAUCGAAAAUAAUCAAGACAAUCAUGGAAAUUUUCCAGGAGAUCCUAAUUUCAACAGAAUGUGGGAACAGGAUUGGGGAAUGCAACACCACAGACCACCUCCCCCACCACCAGACCAGCAGCAGUGGAUACCAGCCCCAGCCCCCAUGGACAUAGUCCCUCCAUCGGAGGACAGUAGCCAGGACAGUGCAUGGAGCCGCCUUUGGUCCUCCUGGAGGAUUUCAUCCACCUUAUUGGCAACCUGGGCCACCACCCAAUCGUAGAGACAGACCCUCUUAUAGAGAUCGCCCACGUUCACCCAUAACAGUAAAACAAGAACCUCCUGCACUUGGUGAG